AUGGAAAAUCUUCAUAACUGUAGAACCCUUGUCCCCAUGUUUUCUCUGCUUGCUCUUCUCCUCCACUUCUCAUCCUUUCACUCUCUAUCUCUAGCUUAUGAGCUCCCAGAUAAGAAUUUCAUCAACUGUGGAUCAGAUGCUGCUAUAAACUUAACUGGCAGGACGUUCAUAGCAGAUGGUUCCUUCUCCUCACAGAAAAGCAAGGCUGUCAAAGCCAGCAACCAGCUUCCAGAUAAUAUAUCAACUCUCUACCAAACAGCAAGAAUUUUCAGCCAGCAAUCCUACUAUAAGUUCGAGGUCAGUGAAAACGGUACUUAUCUUGUACGCCUGCAUUUCUUGGCUUUCUCCUCCUCAGUUAAUCUCUCCACAGCUCUUUUUGAUGUUCUGGCUUUUCCUAAUGUCUCAAAUUCUGGGUUCAAACUGUUGAGCAAUUUCACUGCUAAGAAUAGUAGCAACUCUCCUUUGAUAAAGGAGUUCUUCCUUGGGAUUGAUCCUGGCAUAUUUAAAAUAUAUUUUAUUCCUCAAGCAUCAUCUUUUGCAUUUGUAAAUGGCAUUGAAGUCUUCCUUGCCCCUACAAGUUUCAGCCCUGAAACUGACAACAGUAGUCUUCCUUUAGUUCUGCAUACAAUUUACAGGGUGAAUGUUGGAGGCCAGGAAGUCACACCAUAUAUUGACAAAAUAUGGAGAAACUGGGAACAAGAUGAUAGUUAUCUGUCUGAUUCGAACUCUGCCAAGGAAAUCCACUACCCAAAUAAGCCUAGUUAUUACAAUGAAGAGCUUAAUGAUCCAGCCACUCAUUUCAUUGCUGCUAAUGAUUUUAUUGCCCCGGAUUCUGUUUACCAAACUGCCAAAGAGAUGAAUAUUACUCCUAGCAGGCCAUUCAAUUCCUUCAACAUAACCUGGUCUUUUAAUGCGAGAAGGAACGCUAGGCACCUUGUCCGGGUUCACUUCUGUGACAUUAUUGGUCAACCUGGUAAUAUAGUAUUUAAUUUGUACUCGAAUGGCAACUUCAGUAAGAAGGUUGGUGGAAAUCAGUCCUUUUUCUCAACAGAGUCAGCUACUCCUUUCUACUAUGAUUUUGUGGUGAGUUCUAAUGAAUCUCAACUCAUUAGCAUCAGCGUAGGUGCUCGGAUAAACUCUACAAACAAAACUGCCUUUCUGAAUGGUCUGGAAAUGUUGGAGAUAAUGGAGAGCUCAGUUUCAGUUUCUGAUGUGAAAGAGUCUCUGAAGAAAAAUGUGGGUCUUGUGGUUGGUUCGGUUGUUGGAAGCCUGUCUUUCAUCUGCAUUUUGGCUUUUGGAAUCUUGUUUGGUUUGAAACACAUAAGAAGGUUGACUGCGAUUCGUGGGGUGAAGAUAUCAUUUGCUGAAGUUCAGCGUGCAACAAACAACUUUGACGACGAAAAGCUGCUUGGUGAAGGUGGCUUUGGGAAUGUUUACAGAGGAACUCUCCUCGAUGGAAGAAAAGUAGCAGUCAAGCGAGCUAAGAAAGGUUCAGGCCAAGGCCUUGGAGAAUUCCAUACAGAGAUCAAGAUUUUGUCCAAGAUUCACCAUCGCCAUCUUGUUUCCUUAAUUGGGUACUGUGAUGAAAAGUCUGAGAUGAUAAUUGUCUAUGAGUUCAUGGAAAAUGGGACCUUGAGUGAUCAUUUAUACGCUUCGGACUUUCCUCGUAUGCCCUGGAAGCAGAGACUUGAAAUUUGCAUUGGUGCAGCAAGGGGUCUGGAUUACCUCCACACAGUUGCAGCUGGGGGCAUCAUCCACCGUGAUGUUAAGUCCAACAACAUAUUGCUUGAUGAAAACAAUGUUGCUAAAGUUGCUGACUUUGGCCUUUCAAAACAUGGUUCUGUUGAUGAAACUCAUGUUGUCACCAAAGUGAAAGGCACCCUUGGUUACCUUGAUCCGGACUAUGUGAUGUCCGAACAGUUGUCUGAAAAAUCUGAUGUGUACUCGUUCGGGGUAGUUCUUCUUGAGGUGUUAUGUGGAAGACCUCCUAUUGAUAGAGAUCUCCCAAGAGAUGAAAUAAAUUUAGCUGAGUGGGUGCUACAUUGCAAGACGAAAGGGUUGCUUGAACAGGUUGUAGACUCUUCACUUGAGGGUCAGAUUGAUGCUAACUCGCUGCGAGUAUUUAGUGACACGGCUGAGAAAUGUCUGCAAAAAGACGCUAAUGAUCGGCCUACAAUGGUUAAUGUGCUGUCUGACUUGGAGUAUGCAUUAAAGCUCCAUGUAGCACUAAAUCUUAGAGAACUUAGUUCUGAGGACAGCACAGCCAAUGCUUCAUCAGCAUUCAUAUAUGUUGAGCGUCUUCCUUCACUUAGUUCCACAGUUAACGCAGACGAUACAGCUGUCUCCGCUGACGGAUCGGUGGACACAACACCAAGCCAAGUUUUCUCCCAGUUGAAGUUUGGCGAUGCCAGAUAA
Molecule: messenger RNA, 2415 nt
Organism: Prunus armeniaca (apricot)
Lineage: Eukaryota; Viridiplantae; Streptophyta; Magnoliopsida; Rosales; Rosaceae
Source: the annotation of a GenBank genome assembly